Messenger RNA from Nematostella vectensis (starlet sea anemone), 1387 nucleotides. Its product is annotated as phosducin-like protein 3. NCBI's taxonomy places the organism in Eukaryota, Metazoa, Cnidaria, Anthozoa, Actiniaria, Edwardsiidae. Gene Ontology annotation, cellular component: cytoplasm. Gene Ontology annotation, biological process: protein folding. The record is from RefSeq and is a predicted model, not a curated record. The coding region runs from base 143 to 865 and encodes 240 amino acids. The transcript has 4 exons.
AUGGGGACUGGCUCUAGAAAGUUCCUUUACACACUUUCAGCUGUGGUUCAUUCAAGUUUUGUUUCCUCAAAUAUCUGUCGCUAGUUUGAUCUAUUUACGAUAGUUUUCAAGUGCUAAUUUUAACCAGUCUUUUACCCACAAAAUGCAAAACCCUAACGAAGAUACAGAAUGGAACGAUGCAUUGAGGAGACAUGGAAUUAUCCCAGAAAAACCCAAAGAAGCCGAGAUCUCGGAAGACCAAAUAGUCGAUAUGCUCGAAAAGACGAUCAAACAGAAAUGUACCGAAGGAAAACCGAUCGAAGAUAUGAGUUUAGACGAACUAGAAGCGAUGGAAGAUGAAGAAGAUGAAGCUAUCAUUCAACGAUACAGACAUCAAAGAUUAGCUGAGUUCAAAGCCUUGCAGAAAACAGCGAAGUUUGGGGAUGUCAGAGAAAUCUCCGCUCAGGAUUAUGUUGCUGAGGUAAACCAAGCAGGAGAAGGAGUAUGGGUCGUGCUUCAUCUUUACAAGACUGGUGUACCUUUAUGUACUCUGGUCAACCAAUACCUUGUCCAACUAGCACAAAAGUUUCCAUCUACAAAGUUUUUAAAGAGUGUAUCAACUGUGUGUAUACCAAACUACCCAGAUAAAAAUCUACCAACACUAUUUAUAUACUAUGAGGGUGAUAUGAAAAAGCAGUUUGUUGGACCUUUUGCAUUUGGGGGAAUGAACCUCAAAAAAGAUGUUUUAGAAUGGAUGCUAGCGGAAGCUAAUGCUGUUGUAACAGACCUUGAAGAGGACCCUAGGAAGAAGAAUGCAAUCCAUGACGUGAUGACGUCAUCGUUAAGAGGUCGCGCGCAUGAUUCAGACUCUGAUGACGACUGUUGAAUAAUGAACAUACUUGGCACCCAGAACUCUUUGCGGGCGCUUCAUAAAAGGUCUCUUUUUGCGGCCGAAGAGAGAUAACGCUGGGCCCUCGAGUAUUCUUAAUAGAAAGCUUCUUUUACCAUAACAAUCAUAACUUCGGCCACGCCAAUUUCAAAUUUGAUUUCUCAGAAGUCUCCUGAAUUUUGGCCCUGUUUCUAUGCCCCCGAAAUCUCGCAGUCUUCCGAUUAGAGGGCGAUGCCCCUGCACGCUUUAUUGGUUUUAGACGACAGAAAGGGGACUGCGCUGACUAGCCCCAGGCGUUCUUAUAGGGUUUCCUGUGCUUGAGGUGAACCGUGAGGAAAUGCUGGAUCUGGAACGAGCUGUUCCCUGUGACGUCACACUUUCGACAACCAACCACAGGAGGCCCGGUCAUAACGCCUUAGGCUAAGUACUGUGAUAUCACCAUGCUGUGUCGCCUUCUUGAGCCCCAACCACAAAAAAGAUGGUUAAGAUAGUUAUUAAAAAAUAAAUUAUCAUGUCGUA